Molecule: messenger RNA, 279 nt
Organism: Opisthorchis viverrini
Lineage: Eukaryota; Metazoa; Platyhelminthes; Trematoda; Opisthorchiida; Opisthorchiidae
Exons: 1
Coding region: 1-279 (92 amino acids)
Source: RefSeq, a predicted model, not a curated record
AUGUCCGCCAUACUGCUAAAGCACUGCCGAGUUGAGGAAGGCACCUCAAAAGUGAUGCACGACGAACUGGAAUGUUCACCGACAGUGAAUCAGUCGAUCAAUACGGACUAUUCACAAGGAGUUGGUCAGUGGUUUUUACAGCGUUUUGAUGAACUCAAUGGGAGUGCAAUAAUUCACAGAGAGAGGAAUCGCUCCGUACGAUACACGCUGGAACGUGCUCAUCGCAGUGAAAAUAAUCCACACAGCGAAAGCAGUACCAGCAAGAGUCGGCGCGAUUAG